Messenger RNA from Dipodomys ordii (Ord's kangaroo rat), 369 nucleotides. RefSeq names its product angiopoietin-related protein 7-like. The transcript has 2 exons. The record is from RefSeq and is a predicted model, not a curated record. Lineage: Eukaryota; Metazoa; Chordata; Mammalia; Rodentia; Heteromyidae. The annotation marks the transcript as partial.
GACUGGGAGGGCAACAUGCGCUUCGCAGAGUACAGCCAUUUUGCUCUGAGCAAUGAAUUCAAUAGCUACCGCCUCUUCCUGGGGAACUACAGUGGCAAUGUGGGCAAGGAUGCCCUCCUCUACCACAACAACACCGUCUUCAGUACCAAGGACAAGGACAACGACAACUGCUUGGACAACUGUGCCCAGCUCCGCAAAGGAGGAUACUGGUACAACUGCUGCACCGACUCCAAUCUCAACGGGGUAUACUACCGCCUAGGGGAGCACAGGAAGCACCUGGAUGGCAUCACCUGGUAUGGCUGGCAUGGGGCCACCUACUCCCUCAAACGGGUGGAGAUGAAGAUCCGCCCCGAAGCCUUCAAGCCCUGA